Molecule: messenger RNA, 4125 nt
Organism: Brassicogethes aeneus
Lineage: Eukaryota; Metazoa; Arthropoda; Insecta; Coleoptera; Nitidulidae
Source: the annotation of a GenBank genome assembly
GGAACGUUCAACGUUGGUUUUAAAAUUUGACAAACCACGAUUGCGCUAGACGUUUUUGUUUAUUAUAUGAUUUGUGUGAUAUUAAUUAAAAUGUUAUACCAUUUGUAAUAUUUAUAACUAUUUAUAAACAAGAACAAACAAAAUGAAACCCAAAAUUAGUACCGGUUUUUUUACACCUCCAAUGAACAGAAAAAGAAAAGAAAAUGUGCAAACUCCGGUACGAAAUCAAAACAACGAGAUUAUUUUUAGUGAGGAAAUAUACGAGACAAUCAUGGGUGACCCAAUUAAGCGUAAAUUGAUGUUGCAAAUAUUUGCACAAGAAAAAAAUGCCAUUGAAGAAUAUAAACGAAACGAAAAGAAAAAGAAACUUGUAGCCUCAAGUCCCUUAAACAAAUUGAAAGGAAAGUAUAAAUGUGAGAGCCCCACUGCUUUAUUAAGAAGAAGGGCACUUGAACAGCAAGCUAAAGAAAAUGAAAAUGAUUUAAAUUCUGAGAGAAGUUCUUCCAGACAGUCAACAUCUAGUGCCGGAAGUCCAGUUCCAUCACCGAUACCAUUUGAUAAACUCUUAGAAGGUGUUAGAGCUUAUGUUGAGGUUAGGAGUAAAGAUCAAGAUCGUUCUGCAGGGGCUAAGGCCUUGAUGAUAUCCAUGGGUGCUAAAGUUAGAGAUGUAUUUACCAAGGAUGUUACCCAUGUUGUUUUUAAGGAUGGUGGUUUUUCCACAUAUCAAAAGGCAAAGCUGAUGAAAGUCCAUCUUGUGUCGGUUUUGUGGCUUGAAGCUGUAAGGAAAAAUAUGUUUAAAGUUCCAGAGAAAGAAUACCCUGCCUUGGGAGCAAGUACAUUUGAUAAUGAUGUGUCAACUGUUUGUUCUCAAAUUCAAAAAGAAUACGAAGAUAUAAUUCGUGAAGAGGUCCGUAGAAGCUUAGUCACCGGCACGCCAUUACCAUCAACUGAAAGUUUACGCGAAAAAAGGAGAAUGACCAUUAUGUCUCCCAUAAUAUCCAGUAGCUUCUCAAAAUUCAGCCAAGAUGAAGAGGUGGAUCGUAUCAACCGCAGAAGAACCAAUAUUAAUCCGAGUUUUUGCAGACCUCCCAGCGCCACUUUAGAAGAGAGCAGUCAAAGCAAUAAAAAUCGUCGUAGAACCGAUAUUGAUUAUAAAAGCUUAAGGCCAAAUAGUGCAGUUUUAGAAGAUAUUAGUCCUGAAUUGACUUCAGAUGAUGAUUCAGAAGUGGGAUUAAUCAAUGGGGAAAAACCUGACAAAGCCCAAAUCUCCAUAGAUAAUUUUAGCACUGUUAUUGACGAUACCAUACUUGAUGAUAAUUCAGAUAAUUUACUUAGUUACUUGAGAAAUAAAAAACCUGAAACAUCGGAUAUGGAUUUAACUAAUAUACAAGAUCGUAGAGGUGCCGCUAGAAAAAGUCUAAGGGAAAUUAACGCACCGCAAGAUUCAAUUGAUAUGGAGCUCACAGGAAUUUUAAAUAGUAUGGGCAAAUCUGGAAGGAAGAAAUUGGAAACUAAAGAAAAUACACCUAAAAACACAAGAAAUAGAAGAAAAACUCUUUUUCAAGAAACACACGUUACAAAAACGACAAGCUCAUCUGACAAAUCGACUAAUAUAUCAGAUGAAAGCCUUCUUAAACGUAUAAAUGUGAAUAAAGUAAGUUCAGAUAACACCAAUAUGUCCAAUUUACAUCUUUCGUCAUCGGAUAACAUCGAAAUUCUAAGCAAAAAUUGCAGUAGUCCUUUGCAAACUACAAAUUUAAAUAAAAGCAACUCCAAUACUACCACCACAACAACAAACAUGUCAUCGCUACGCGUCGGGUCUACUAAAAGUGCAACUACAACCACAAGAACUGACAUGUCCGAUUUAAAGGUGUCAUCUGAAAACGCUUUUAAAAUUGAUUCCAGAAGCACAGAUAUGUCAUCUCUCAAAGUGUCUGAUAAUUCUGCGAGCAAUGGGCUGGAUCCCAAUGCUAGGGAGGUAAACUCUAAAAUUAAACCUGUAAGAAGCACUAAGAGAAACAAAAAGUCUGACGAAUCUUCAACUAUGUCUUCUUUGCGCUUAUCUUCUGACAAAAACGAUUUAUCAAGCUUACAGUCAAAACUUUUUUCCACAGAGCUAGCGUCAUUAAGAUUAUCAGAAACGGUAUGUCCUAAUGAAAGUUUAAAUUCCAGCGACAAAGAAAAAAAGCGUUCAAAAUUGCCUCUAUUUCCAACAAAAUCGAAAGAUUCUGCUAUUACUAAGACAGCAACAGAUAAUUCUUUCAAUGAUAGCUCAAGUUCCAGUGAGAUAAAUUACGGGAGAACCAGAAGACAAUCUAAAUUACCUUUAACAGACAGCAAUUUGAAUGAUUCUGCGAUCUCUAGAGCAAGUUCAAAACUGUCCUUUAGUCCUGUGGAUAUUAUUUCUGCAAUUUCUAUUAUUGAUGAUAAUAUAACAACAAGAAGAAAAAAAAUUAAUAAUAAAACACCCAGCAGUUUACAGAAGGAAUCUGUUUUUAAUGAUAAUGCGUCUAGAAGAAAGAGCCAAAGACUAGUAAAAGCUUGCAAGGAACCUAAUUUAGAAACUAACACCGAUAUAAGUGACGAACCUCUAGAUAAGAUUAAAUCGAAUAAAAAAGCAACUCCUAAAAACAGAGAAAUCAAUGUUAAUAAUAAUAUAGAUAAAUUUAAUCUUGACGAAGAAAACAUAAAGAACAAAACUCCUAAAACCCCCAAAAGCAACAAAACAACUAAUAAAGAGAUAAAAAAUAUUAGUGAUGAUAAGUUUACAACGAAGAAAACACCCAAAAGAAAUAUUAAUAAAAAUGUAACUGAAGCAGAGAAAACAUCCACAGAAAGUGAAGAAAGCAGUUCAGACUCGCCAAAAAAAAAACAAAAACGUGUGAGAAGGUUAUAUAAUCCCACAGACUCUCCAAAAACUCUAUAUCUUCACAGUGAUGAUUUGGAAAGGCAAGAAAAACGUUUACGAGCUUUAAAACGUAUUGCUGACGAAGGUCUUACAAUUUCUGAAACAAUUUCACAAAAUCCACCAGAAAAGUGGACUGAAUCAGUUCCGACCGAACCAGAAUUGGAAUCAAUAAAAUCGCCUAAUAAGAAACUGAAAGCGAUUAACAAAAGGGAAGCAGAGCAAGAGUUAAUGAAAGUUGUGGAAUCGAUCAAACCACCUGAUAAGAAACCAAAGAAAGCUAAGAAGGAAAAAGAUGUUUCCCUUAAUACUUCAGCUGACGAACAAAAAGAUCUAGUAAACGAAUUCGUGAAUCCCAAAACUCCCAAACGAAGACCCAAAGUUUUGGAAAGCCAAAGUGAAAACUCUAAAAGAAGAUCUCAAAGAUUAACUCAAAAAGACCAAGAUUAUGUUUUCGCAGUUCCUACAACUCCUGUGAGAAGGAGUACUCUUGAGUUCCAAAGUCUAUCGCAAAGUUUAAAGAAGGUGAGGAUUGACGUUGGCAAACAGCCUAGUAUAGUUUGUACGAAAAUGCAUAAGACCGAGGUGGAAACUUUUACUUCUAUUGUGAAGAAAUUAGGUCGUUUUAAAACUGAGGAUGAGGUUACCAGAAAUACGACGCAUGUGGUUGCUGGCGAACCAAAAAGAACGAUUAACAUGUUAAGGGCAAUUGCAUUAGGUUGUUGGGUACUCAAGAAGGAAUGGUUGUACGCUUCUUUAGAAGCAGGAAAAUGGCUCCCAGAAGAAGAUUUUGAAGAAACCGAUUUCUCACACACAGUACAACAAAGUCGUUUACAACGCCAAGCUUUUGGUUCUAAAUACUCUAUGGACGUUUUUCGAGAUGUAGGAAAUAUUUAUGUUGCUAAAUCAACCACUCCAAGAUGGUCUGAUUUAAAGGAGCUGAUUGAGUUUUGUAAAGGCAAAAUAGUUCUAAACCCAGAAAAGGCCAAAGUAAUAAUAGGAGAAUAUAGAAACCAAGAUGACACUACUUGUGUUAAGGAAGUGUGGGUUUUGGAUUCGAUUACUUUUUAUAAGACAAUGCCUUUAAAAAAAUAUUUGUUGCCUCCUAGAAACAGUAGUCCAUGUGUGUGAUUUUAUAUUUUUAAGAAGUUUUAUAUAUUUAUAAGUUUUAAGAAUAUUGGCAGAUAAAAAAUUAUUUUCCCAAUACAAAUUUUAUUACA